GCCUUCUGCCCUGCCGCGUCUGCCCACUCGUCUUGCAGUCGCGAGCUCACGUUCCUUAACGCCACACAUACCAUAGUCGCUCCUUUUACCCUGCAACAAAGCCACAAUACCUAUCCGCCUAUCAACAUACAGCUAAACUUUAAUUCUUACACUCGUAUUCUGACAGAGACCCACCAUCGAGCCUACACAGUACAACAACAAAACACAUACCAUGCGUCAAUCAACCACCCUUCUUUCCAUUCUUGCCAGCACUGUCUGCGCUGCUGAUAUCAUCAGCUUUUACUUCCCCGGUGGCUAUGAAGGUGCCGAUCCUGUCGCGACAAUCAACACUGUGAACCCAACAAUGACCGAAUUCCGCAUGGCAUGCCCCACUGGUGUAGACAGCUCAGAGUGUGGUUGGGGCCCUGGACUUGACGCGACGAUCCUUUCGCAAACACGCUACCAGGCCACUAUGGACGCUGCUGGUGUCUCCAUGAGCCUGGGCUGCGACUACAAUAAGAAAAAAGUCGAGAUGACAUGCACAGUAAAGCAGGAAGGUGGCAAUGACGACACUGGCGGUGAGCCCGUCACAGCGGUUUUCUCUAACGACGAUGUCAAGUUUUUGACCGUCGAUGUUGUAGCAGGAAAUAGCUUGCUGAGGACCGCAACAAGCACAGCACCCAGUGCUAGUGCGACAACUACCAAGACGAGCGCCCAAUCUACCUCGGUUGCAACCUUGACAAGGAGUGCGAGUACAGGACAGAUGACGGUCGAGUCUGUCAGCGAGACGGCCAGUGCGUCAGCCAGCGCAACUAUUAGCACCGCUUCUACUCCUAGUAUUGCGCCCACGCCAACAUCGAGCCAGUCUUCUGCAAGUGUACCUGAAAGCGCAAGUGUAACUGAAAGCGCAAGUGUACCUGAAAGCACUGGUGCCGCUGCCAGGUUCAGCAUCGAGGGCUCUGCGCUGCUUAUGCUUGCUGGUGCUGCGGCGCUCAAUGUAUGGUAAGCGUCUCCAGUAGACUUAAUGACUCAAUUACCCUUCAUAGCACUACAAGUCGUGAUUGAUUCUUGACCAAGUGUUUGCUACAGGGCAAGUACCUGAUUGAUGCACCUCCAUUCUGUCAAAGCCGGUUGUCCACUGUUCACACAGUUUUUUUGGAUAAUGUUCUUUUACCUCUACAUUCCACUUCGUAUUCCCCGUUAUUGUAUAAUAGGUUGAAUCGGUACUAGUAUUAUUGAAACCAUCACAUUUUUA
Bipolaris maydis ATCC 48331 is the source of this 1234-nucleotide messenger RNA. RefSeq lists its product as uncharacterized. The record is from RefSeq and is a predicted model, not a curated record. NCBI's taxonomy places the organism in Eukaryota, Fungi, Ascomycota, Dothideomycetes, Pleosporales, Pleosporaceae.